Boleophthalmus pectinirostris (great blue-spotted mudskipper) is the source of this 6359-nucleotide messenger RNA. It is a transcript of the gene arhgef37, whose product is annotated as Rho guanine nucleotide exchange factor (GEF) 37. Gene Ontology annotation, molecular function: guanyl-nucleotide exchange factor activity; protein binding. The coding region runs from base 422 to 2665 and encodes 747 amino acids. The record is from RefSeq and is a predicted model, not a curated record. Gene Ontology annotation, cellular component: cytoplasm. NCBI's taxonomy places the organism in Eukaryota, Metazoa, Chordata, Actinopteri, Gobiiformes, Gobiidae. The transcript has 15 exons.
UCCGUCCUCCGUGUCUGCCGUUUCCUGUUUCUCGCAUCUGCCGCGGUCAAUCAGCGACGUGAGAAGUGCACGUACUCGUCCUCUCCUCCACACGGGCCUCCCUCCUCCCAUCCCUUUUCUUUCCCUCUCAAAGAAAAAAAAACAAAAAAAAACACUACGACCUCCUCCUCCUUUCCUCAGAGCCCAUCCCCCCUUCACCUCUCCGCUCCCGCAGCCGCCUCUGAGUACACGCGUGUCGGCCGCAGCGGACGCAACAGCCCAGCUAUGCGCCAAACAACCAAACUUUGAUCGGAGCCGUGUGGAGCCCCGUGAGCUGAUUUUGAUGCAGGACCGCGCUCUCCUGCACCACUUUUCUCUCGCCUGUGAACACGGAGACACGCGUCCCCGCCGUCUGCUGAUCCCUACGCGCAAGUGACCCAUCAUGGAGGUGCCCCCCCGGCCCCAGCCCCCCACCCUCCUCCUGCCCAUGGACAGGCCCAUGAUGCCCGACCUGCUCCAGGACCACGACCAGCUGGACGACCUGUUCAGCCCCGAAGACGAAGACUUUUUUGGUGGAUCAGACGAGAGCACAGACCUGCUGGACUGUAACACCUCUGUGUUCAACAUGAGUAUCUGCUCACAGGACAGUUUUAUCGAGCUGAAGGAGCAGAGCGAUGAGGACCAGAGGAAAAGUGAGGAGGAGAAGUGUGAGGAGAUCAGAGCUCAGCGACAGAACCUGGCCCUUCUGGAGCUCCUGGAGUCUGAACGAAACUACCUCAGAAUGUUACAACUCAGCUCCGGAACCAUUAAGGAACACCUGCUCAAAAUGCAGCCCCCCCUUCUGAACGUGGAGCCCCUCUUUGAGCACCUGCCCGGGGUGGUGUCUGUGACUAGUCAGCUCCUGAACUCUGUGGACCAGGAGCAGCUCCAGCCUGGAGACCCAGACUUCCUCCAGAACUUCUGUAACUCGUUCCUGCGCCUCGCCGCAGACAUGGAAACUGCCUAUAAAGAAUAUCUGUCCAACUACAGCCAGGUGACCGCAUGGGAGGUCAGCUGCAAACAGAAGGAGGCGCUGUGGGACCAGAUCGUGAAAGUCCUCAAGAGCUCUGCGCCGGAGUUGAAGGCUUCCUCGCUGAGUUUCUUCUUGGUGAUGCCCGUGCAGAGGAUCGCACGUUACCCCCUCCUCCUCCAGACCAUCCUGAAGCACACGGACCCAUCCCACCCCUCGUACGGCCUCCUGGAGCAGACCGCCCAGGCCUCCGUCUACAUCAACUGUCGCAUCAAUGAGUACAAGAGGAUCAGGGAGUUCAGAGAAGUGGCCGAUAAAUACAAGAAGACCGAGACUCUGAGUAUUAAAGACAUGAUCAACAGACUGAACACUCACAGCAUCUUUAAGAAGACGGCUCGCCUCAGCCAGCAGAUCAAACAUGAGACUGGAAUCGUUCCAAAGUUGGUGGAUGAGGAGUUUGACGCUCUGGAGGGGUUCUUUUACCUUUUGGAGAAAUGCAUCCUGGAACUUCUGGAGAACGUGGAGACCUAUCUGAACCACCUGCAGGUAUUCCUCUCGUGUAAGACGGAGGAGUUUGACCUGUACAUGGACGCGCAGAGGGAGGCGGUCUGUUAUAAAGAAAUCACCACGGCACUCAGACAGUGGAUCCUGCCCAUGUUUGAAAAGCGAUUACGUGCCCUCAUCCACAAACCCCUCUGCGCGCUCCGAGACCUCCUUGUCGGACCCAGGAACCUGAUCCGGAAAAGACUGGACAAACUUCUGGACUAUGAGCUCAUAGAAGCCAAGAGCAACCUGAGCUAUGAGGAGCAGGCCACAGCCAAUACAUACAAGACCAUGAACACUCUCCUCCUCACAGAGCUGCCCCGGUUUAACACCGUGUCUCUGCAGCUCAUCUGGAGACUGUUGGGGACGUUCAGUUGUUUACACCGAGACCUGGCCUCAGACAUGACACAGCUCUUCCAGACUUUUGCUACUCAGCUCCCUCACAGCGGGAUGAGCCCCAGUGCAUUCUGGGAGUGGGCGGAGGCUACAGUGAUGGAGGGCAUGAGGAAACUGCAGGAUCUGUGUCAGACUGUGGAGGAGGCUCUGAGCGCACCUGUCACUAUGCCUGUGCACCCGUGCUGGGCCCUCCGCUACCAUCAGCUGUGUCAGAAGCACCCACGGGAGCGGAUCUUUGAGGUGACAUGUGGCGUGGUGGGCAGCAGAGACCUGGACCUGAGCCUGAUUAAAGGGGAGCUGGUGGCUGUGGUCAGUGAGAGGGACAGUAAAGGAGACCGGAGGCGCUGGCUCGUGGACGCUGGAGGGAAAAGAGGCUACGCUCCUGCUUCUAAACUGAGACAAUACCAGGCACCUCCAGCAGAGGGCCCCCCGCCUCCAUCUCCACAGCCCAACAGAGCGGACUCCCAACUGGAAGGGAGGAACCUGUCCAAGAGCUUAGACCUAGGCCCGUCCCCCUGUGCCCCCCCUACUCCCUGGCCCCCUCCCCCUCUUCCCCCUGGCCCCCUCCCCGUCCUCCCCCUCCAGCCCCAGGGUCCCAGUGAAACCCCGAGCUCCCCCCUUAUCCCCGGCCGUGCCCGUGUUUCAGGUGGUGGCGGCGUACCCUUUCAAGGCCAGGGGGCACCGGGAGGUCUCUCUGGGGGCAGGAGAGCCGGUGCGAGUCCUGGAGCCCCACGAUAAGAAGGGCAACCCCGAGUGGAGCUUGGUCCAGACGCGAGGAGGGCAGAGCGGGUACGUGCCCUCCAACUACCUCACCGUGGUCCCACAGACAAGCCACCUGCGGCCCUACCCCUGAGACACCGAGAGACUGGACCAGAACCAGAGCCAGAACCAGAGCCAGAACCAGAAGCAGAGCCCGUGUGGCAGCGUUUGCACACUUUAAUUUUGUAUCGACUAUCAGUGUUGAACUAUCGGACCUUUAUCUGCUAUUUAUUCCGUGGCGUUUGAGCGAGCGCUAAUCGAACACAGAAAAAAGAAUGUCGAGGUUUCGUUAAAGCGAUUUCAAGUUCUGAAUCUCAAUUUGAGUUUGCACAAGUUCAUAGAUUUUAGUUUGUUGUUUUAAGACUUUCUGACAGGUUUCAGUGCCUUGUGUUAAUAUUAAAGAUGCACUGUGUAACUUUUCUGGUCUGCUUGUCCCCAUGGAGAUGCUUUUUAGACUUGAAUGUUCCACAGUAUGGCUUUAUCUUUCCUACAUUUAUGUGAUUAUAGGUGUCAUCAUUAGUGUACACAGUGAUUUUAGAUAUCUGCUGUUAUCAAACGAUUCUUGGGCCCAGACUGAAAAGAAAACAUCAUUUAUUUCCUUUAAACUCAGUCAGCGUGUGGUAAAAAUGAUCAUCCAAAUGUUUUGUAACUUGUGAGACUGAGGGGCUCUGUCAGAUCGUAACCAUCAGACAUCAGCAAUGCUAUGGCAACAGCCAAUAAAACAGAGCAUCAGAGGAGUGACAAACACACAGACUCAACAUACAAACUUGUGAAAUAUCGAAAAAUAAUGAGGUGAAUUUAUUCCUCACCUCUCUUUAAGUUGUAAAGUUAAACUACAGCAUCUCAUCCACAUUAUCCAUAGAGACUGUCCUCAGUACUUCUAAGGAUACAUUCAGACUGCAGGGCUUAACGCUCAAUUCGGAUUUUUUUUGUGAAAUCUGAUGUUUUUGCGAGGUCGUUCACAUUUCCAAUUAAAUGCGACUUGUAUGUGAUCUCCAGUGUGAACAUUAAACGACCCAAAAGUGUCGCACAUGUGCACUGGAGACACGACGACGUCAACUGCAGUGAGCAUGCUGUGUGUUUACAGAAGUUGUCCAAACACUGAGCAUUGAGCACCUGGAGAUUUUAAAGUUUCUCUCGUACCGGAGCCAGAACAUGAACAACUUACUUGUUUUAAGGACGAGAUUGAGAAGGAGAAGGUUUUGGCCGUGGUGUUUUGUGGGGCAGUAGCAUUGACGUCCGUUGAAAGGAACGUGUGGAUGUGGAGACGUAGCCAAGAGUGGUGAGUGGUGAUGUGCUUCGCUUCAGCGACACGGAGUUCAUUAACAAUUUUCAUGUGCCGAGAAGAACAUUUGUGUAUAUUUGUGACUUGUCAAUAACGUGUAGGUCGGAUGAAUGCGCUAUGGCCGUUCAGACUGAAGUCGCAUGUCAAAAGAUUGGAUAUGUAUCGGUUUUAGGAGCACAUAUCCAAGUGUCCUGGGUUGCAUUUGAAAAAAUCGGAUCUGUGUCGUUCAGGCUGUCAUUAAAAGAUCAGAUACAGAUCACAUAGGGGCCAAAAAAUCUGAUUUGGGUCACUUCAGGCUGCAGUCUGAACGUAGUCUGAGUCUCGUGCAGGUUGAGGUGAAGCUGCAGAUUAGUGAUAGUGACUCUACUACCUGUGGACAUUAUCUCCAGCUUUCUGUGAAUUAAAAAUCCUGUAUCUGAAAUAUUGCUCCACAUUUCCCAAAUAAUAAUAACACAGUUUGACUUGUAUCUGAACUAGAAGUGCAGAGCUCUGAUUUUUGAACACUUAAGAGUGUCAGAGCGACUGGUUUUACUGUAAACAGGAAACCGCUGACGUGAUCGCUCUCACAACUUUAUAUUCUGCUCCAGUCUUUGUGAUCGUAGAUUUAAAAUCUUGUAAGAUUCUUCUUGUUUGUGGUGUGAGCUUUUUGUCGCACGUUUAAAAAUUUUUUAAGAUUGAAAAUUCCUGCAAUGUGUGGUGGUCUUAAAGCUUGUUAGUUGCCAGUUGAAUAUUAUGAGACAUUUUGGGCCAGUGUUUGGCAGUAAAUCAUUUUAUUACACCAAUUUAUAGGACAAUAUGAGCCGAACCAAAAUCUGAUCCACCAAAAUGUUCAAUAUCGGUGCAGAUAUAGUGCCAGGGCAGCAGACAGGGGGACAAAGAGGUCUGUUGUUUCAAGCUCCAGGGUUUUAGGGGCCCAGAGUUGGACCCUCUUCCUGUCUAUUUAUAUUAAAUGGGGCCCCUGUGAGGUCUCUUGCCCCAGGCCCCCGAAUUUUCCAUCAACAGGCCUGUCCAAUACCUGUAUCGUAUCGGUACAUCCCUAGUUUUAAUUGCUCACACACCUUGCGGCAGACAUGCGUCUCCACAUCUGACAUGUGACUUUGCCUGGUGAUGUCAGAGACUUGUCUCCAUGGAAAAAGAUCUGUUUAAUGCCAUACUAUGGAACAUAUAAGCAAAGACCUGGAGUUUAGCAAGUGGCAUACUACCCACAUGUUUAAAGCAGGGAUGGGCAUUCGAUUAAAUUUCCUUAAUCGAUCGUCGGGAGAAUUAACGAUCAUUAUCCAUUAAUCAUUAACGUUUUUAUAUCAAAUUUAUCAUCAUUAUUAUUACUAUCUGCACUACUAAUCUGCAUAAAUUUAACUUUACGACAUAUAAACCGUAACCACUAUAGAGCCACAUCAAGCUGUUUGACAUUAUAAUGUGUUUAAUGCAGCUUUGUGCAAGUCUCACAGAAACAAAACUUAAAACCACAUGGCUAAUUUGCAUAAACUAGAAGAAAAAAAACAGCUCUUGUGCGCCGAUGCGGCACCACUCAGUGGAAUACAGGUUAGUGUGACCAUAUUUGCAUUUGUCAAAACCAGGACACUGUAUGGGGGGAGGGAGGUGGGGACUCGUCAUUGACAUUGCGCAAGUCUCACCUGGCAAAACUUUUUCCCACUGGACACCGAAACAUAUGUGCUACUUUUUACACUGUGCACAUGGACUCCCACUUGUCCUGAAUGCAAUGGAAAGCGUGGAAUUUCUUGUACAAGUCAUUGUUAAAUACACAUUUGCGCUUCUGCACGUUGCAGACUGACUGACUGUGUUUGCUCGUCCUUCUGAAUGCAGAGAGCUACAUGUAGUACAUGUUUGGUCACGCGACGCACAGCAACCUACAUUCGGUUUGUGGAUUAAAAUGAAUGUAAUCGAUGAAAUUCUUAAUGAUCAAUUAUCGAUUAAUCGACUAAUCGUGCCCAUCCCUACUUUAAAGUUACAUAGUGCAUCUUUAAACAUGUGAAACAGCUGUCAGGAACAGAUCUUGUAGGCCUAAAACUGAUCAACGUCACAACUCAAGUCAUUUUAAGAUUUAAGAUCAUCUAUGACUUUAUUUCUUUGAUUUUGUGUCUUUUUUUUACUAAACCUGUUUACGGAGACAAUGUGUUAUCUGCUUUUGUAUUAAAAAUUAUCCAGGUCCAUUUGUCUCUAGCACAAAAAUAACAUUGUGAGUUUAAUGAAGGGACAGAUGUGUUAUUGUUGUUGUUUUGGUCUUAAAUCCGUUGUCUUCUGUCAGACCUGGACUGUUCAUGUAGAUAUGUACAAAUGUAAAAAUGCAAGUAUUUAUUUAUAACAUGUGACCAUAUGUCGUUUGCCAUUUGACUUGACCAAAAUAUAUGAAGAAAUCUUAAAACUGAA